UACAUUAGCUGCGAUUCGAAAAGCGUUAGUGCCACGGAUAACUCUGUGGCUAGCACAUAUAGUGAAUUAUAAUAUUAGGUAAUAUAAUAUUGUUUAACUUAACGUUAAAAUGGCUCUAAAGUGUCAACUAUUUGUAUUUGUAUUUUUUCUAUUGAAUUCAUCACUAGCACUUAAAUUCACGACCGAAAUCAAAUCGCAUUAUGAUAACAAUUUUGAUAUUACGACUGUUUUCAAGCUAGACGAAAAUAACGAUACUCUUACGACAUGCUCGAGACCGGAUAAAUCACUUGGUAUUACUGCCAACCUUAGAGGCUGCUAUAACGGUGAAAUACAUCUGAGAAAAAAUGCAAUUGGCAUUCCAGUAAGCUUUAAUGGAAGAGUUCUUAGUCAAAAGGAAAAUACUCUAGAAUUUAUUGUAGAUUCGUAUUAUAAAAAAAAUUAUAUUACAAACAAUCCCGUUGAGUACAACCCGUCAUAUUGGAUGUUUGGCACAGAAUUUGAUACACACAUAGUACUACCAUUGACGAAGGGAACAAUCGUUACCGUUAAACGAUCAACGUUCACAGCCUAA
Messenger RNA from Adelges cooleyi (spruce gall adelgid), 571 nucleotides. RefSeq lists its product as uncharacterized. The record is from RefSeq and is a predicted model, not a curated record. Bases 110 to 571 code for a protein of 153 amino acids. The transcript has 4 exons. NCBI's taxonomy places the organism in Eukaryota, Metazoa, Arthropoda, Insecta, Hemiptera, Adelgidae.